AUGCACAUGCUUGAACUUGUGGCGCUCUUUGAAUCCACUGAUGGGCCUGAUCUGAAGUAUCGCAAAGACAUCUAUCCAGUGGUUUUUAACUGCCAGUUUAUAUAUCGGUACAAGGAAAUAAAUCCCUAUGAAUACGUCCAAGAUCUCAAGCAAAAAGUGUUAGACACUCUUUACAGCCAUUUCAACGAGAAAGUUGAUGUUUCUAGUUACUACGAGAUCGACGAGCUGGACUGUAACCCGCCUAGAAAUGUGGGGGGAGCCAAAAAUCCAAGCAUGUGGAUUAGCCUGCUAAUCGACUUCCCCAAGUAUGUCAAAGUUGAUAAUGCGCUGUUCAAGAGUCUCUUUGAAGACCGGACGCCUAGCCUGGAUGACUGGGAGAUGUGCAAGUUUGAGGCCACAGACCACAUGAGCCUGGCGCGUCUGGAAUGGUUCAUGGAUAGGGCUGGCUACACCCAUUCCCACAACUGUGUUGAAGAGGCUUAUCAACUGGUUUUGGACGUAAUGCAUCCUAUUAGUCAACUAUCGCUGGAUGAUUAG
Aspergillus puulaauensis is the source of this 537-nucleotide messenger RNA. RefSeq lists its product as uncharacterized. The coding region runs from base 1 to 537 and encodes 178 amino acids. NCBI's taxonomy places the organism in Eukaryota, Fungi, Ascomycota, Eurotiomycetes, Eurotiales, Aspergillaceae. The transcript has a single exon. The record is from RefSeq and is a predicted model, not a curated record.